Macaca mulatta (Rhesus monkey) is the source of this 1640-nucleotide messenger RNA. RefSeq names its product F-box protein 16 (gene FBXO16). Gene Ontology annotation, molecular function: protein binding. The record is from RefSeq and is a predicted model, not a curated record. Lineage: Eukaryota; Metazoa; Chordata; Mammalia; Primates; Cercopithecidae.
GCAUACUCCGUAGGUAGGUAGGGCUGAUUUGGGACACACUACGUCUUGAAUGAAGGUUUUCAACGCUGCUUGUUUCAGGAUCCGACGCAUCUUCAUUCUCGGGUUAUAUUGAGACAUUGCAGUCCCUCCCACGCUCUCGGCCGCCACACUUGUUAAUUUUAUCCCCGUGCCCAAUUUUGUAGCCAGCCCUCCUGGAUCUCGCGGCCAAUCAAGAGCCCACACAUUGUUGCCUAAGAGACCCCGGAUGCCAGCGACGGGAUUUAUAGGCGGUGAUUGGGCUUGCUGGAAGCUGGGGGAGGUGAGGGGCUGGAGGGAGUCAGAGAAAAGCUGACCUAAUGCAACUGUGGUAACGUCAGCGCUCGAGGCUUGAAGAGGGAGACAAGCUAAAAGAGGUGCUGUUUUUCUUAUGGAAGGAUAUCCAGUUGUUUCAUGAUGGCAUUUGCACCUCCAAAAAACCUAGAUGGUCCCAAAAUGCAGACAAAGAUGAGCACCUGGACACCCUUAAACCAUCAGCUAUUGAAUGACCGGGUAUUUGAAGAAAGAAGAGCCCUGCUUGGCAAAUGGUUUGACAAAUGGACAGACUCUCAGAGAAGAAGAAUCCUCACAGGCCUGUUGGAGCGCUGCUCGCUGUCCCAGCAAAAGUUCUGCUGUCGAAAGCUUCAAGAGAAAAUUCCAGCAGAAGCCCUGGACUUUACAACCAAGCUUCCAAGGGUGUUAUCUUUAUACAUCUUUUCUUUCCUGGACCCCCGGAGCCUCUGUCGUUGUGCACAGGUGUGCUGGCAUUGGAAGAACCUAGCCGAGCUGGAUCAGCUCUGGAUGCUGAAAUGUUUACGGUUUAACUGGUACAUCAAUUUCUCUCCAACUCCUUUUGAGCAGGGGAUCUGGAAGAAGCACUAUAUUCAAAUGGUGAAAGAACUUCAUGUUACCAAGCCUAAGACACCCCCAAAGGAUGGAUUUGUAAUCGCUGACGUUCAACUAGUUACAAGCAAUUCUCCAGAGGAAAAACAGUCCCCUUUAUCAGCUUUUCGGUCCUCUUCCUCUUUAAGAAAGAAGAAUAACUCAGGGCAGAAAGCACUUCCACCCUGGCGAUCUUCUGAUAAGCAUCCAACAGAUAUCAUUCGUUUUAAUUACCUAGACAACUGUGACCCCUUGGAGACUGUCUGGCAAGGAAGAAAAAAAAGAAACGAAAUGACCCCAGAUUUCAGCCGACAGUCACAUGAUAAGAAAAAUAAGUUGCAGGACAGAACUAGGCUAAGAAAAGCACAAUCAAUGAUGUCGAGGAGAAAUCCCUUCCCACUAUGUCCCUAAGUUCCAGCUCUCCCCUAAAAGUUCCAGCUCAUCUCGCCUGGCCUCCUCCUGAGUCAGUGGGACUCCCAGCCACUGCCACCACAGCUGAAAUUCUCAUGCAGCAUCUUCAGAGACACCCUGGGCCCCAGGCAUGACUCAUCCAGGUUCCAGAGCCAAAGCGGACUGAACAACAUAGAAAGACUUUUAUUAUAGAAAUGACAAGAUGCUUUGCACAGUGGAGAGCUGAAUUUACUUGGCUCCUAUUAGAAACUCUUUCAGCUUAAGUACUUAUUGUGGUAGUGAGUCCUACAGUAUUUCAGUAAAAAGGAAUUCAUGGCAUAAAUGUGGACAGA